Molecule: messenger RNA, 913 nt
Organism: Helianthus annuus (common sunflower)
Lineage: Eukaryota; Viridiplantae; Streptophyta; Magnoliopsida; Asterales; Asteraceae
Product: vacuolar protein sorting-associated protein 55 homolog
Exons: 6
Coding region: 340-681 (113 amino acids)
Biological process (GO): late endosome to vacuole transport via multivesicular body sorting pathway
Cellular component (GO): endosome
Source: RefSeq, a predicted model, not a curated record
ACACCGAAGAACCAAACCCUAAAAUGAUUCGUUGCCUGAUUAUAUUUUUAGUUUUGAAAACCCCACCGAGAAAACAUCACCCCUAAACAAAACCCACUUUUAACUUUUAUUAUUCGCAGUUUGUGCCCUCAAAAAAGCGAAGUGACCAGACAGAAACGCAACCAAGAGCAACGUGUGAUUCCGUUUCGUUCCGAUUCAUCGCCAUCGUCUACCGUCGAAGAUAUCAACUCAAUCCCCCCGUUCACGGUCAUACAACAACGCAGAUUCCUCGGUACAAAGAUGGCGAUGACAGUUGAAGUGUAAGCCAAUCAAAUUGAAAAGCUUGCUGGACUUGCUCUUAUGUUUUCGUCUAGUCUCCUCUUACAAAUCCUGGCUUGUGCAAUAUACAACAACUGGUGGCCGAUGUUAUCAGCACUCAUGUAUGUUUUGGUGCCUAUGCCGUGCAUGUUCUUUGGUGGUGGAUCCACUGAAUAUUUACUCUCCCGGGAUGGUGGCGGGUGGAUAGAUGCUGCCAAAUUCCUAACUGGUGCUUCAGCUGUAGGGAGCAUAGCCAUCCCCAUCAUCUUAAGGCAUGCACAUCUAAUCAGCACCGGAGCUAUGAUGAUCGAAUUCAUGUCAUUUUUCAUAUUUGUGGGCACCGUCAUGUGCUUUCAUCGUGCUAAUCUUGAAGAUGAAUGGUGAUUCAUCCUGCUAAACAUGAGGAAGCAGAAAGUGAGAGAUCAAUGUGAAUUCUUUUUUUUUUUUUUAUAUAAAUUAAAAACAAGUUGCAACUAAUGUAAAGCUAAAAUAGUUUGACUUAAUUGUGUUGACUUAUGUUUGUGAUGCUUUUCUGGGGUUGUUCGUCCGCGUAUAUAAGUAAACAAGGCAUGGUUUUCGUUAUGAAAGAUGGUAUCUUGGUUGUGGGUUUGCAUUA